AUGGAUAGAUUGGGUGAGAGAAGAAACUAUAAUGAGGUGCUUGAUUUGUCUUCUGGAGAUCUGCACAGAGGAGGAAUAAAACCCAUCACCUUUGUUCGUCAAGUCCUUGCUGCCUGCUUUUAUCCAGCCCUUUUGGAGGAUGACAGUCUGCCAUUAGAUGUUAAACAAAGGGCCGAAAGUCUCCUUAGAGAAUGCGAUGGUGGAAGCAUAGGCUCAUAUACAGAGUCGAGUGGAAUCGCCAAAAUCAAGCACUGCGUGUCUCAGUUCAUUACCAGGAGAGAUGGAGGAGUUCCUUCCUCACCCGACAACAUCUUCAUCAAGUCUGGGUCACAGACGGCUCUCAUGAUUAUGCUGAAGCUGCUAAUUAGUGGCAAGGACUUGUGUCAGACUGGUGUGCUCAUACCUGUACCCACAUAUGCUUCAUUUACUCUUGCUCUGGAAGAACAGGGAGCUGCCAUCAUACCGUACCAUCUGUGUGAGGAGCAGGGCUGGACGCUGCAGGUGGAGGAGCUUCGCAAGGCACUUCAUACAGGCAGAAAGACCUGCAAUCCAGUCGCACUUUAUAUCUGCAACCCAGGGAAUCCAACAGGUCACAUACAGAGUAGGAAAUCCAUAGAAGAAGUGAUCCGCUUUGCUGCAGAAGAAAGGCUCUUUAUACUGGCUGAUGAGGUGUAUCAAAGCUGUGUUUAUGGAGAUGAUACUGAGUUUUAUUCCUAUAAGAAGGUGUUAUCAGAAAUGGGCUCUACUAUUUGCAGCACUGUGGAACUGGCCUCCUUCAAUUCUGUCUCUAAGGGCUUCAUGGGAGAGUGUGGGCUUCGUGGAGGCUACAUGGAGCUGGUGAAUCUCGACCCUGCGGUGAAGGAAUACGCUAGUAGACUUUUUUCAACUAGGUCCUGCCCGCCUGUUGUUGGACAAAUUGCACUUGACCUCAUGGCAGGUCCUCCAAAACCUGGUGAUCCUUCAUUCCCCACCUUCUCUGAGGAGGUCCAGGCCAUUAAAAAUACGAUAUGUAAAAACACUGGUCGGAUUCAGGAGGUCUUUGCUGAGCUGCCGGGGAUCAGCUGCCAGCCACUGAAGGCCGGGUUUUUUGUCUUCCCCUGUCUACACUUCUCUCUGAAGGCAAUACAAUGGGCCAAGAAAAGACAGAUGGAACCAGACAUGCUGUACUGUUUGCGUUUGCUGGAGGAAACCGGUCUGCAUGUGAGGCCGGGCUGUGAAUACGGACAGAGAAAGGACAGCCAUCACAUCAGGCUUUUUGUGGCAACUCAAGAGAAUAUAAUGGAAGAUGCUCUGCAAAGACUGAAGACGUUCCACACGCCAUUCAUGAAGGAGUUUUCUUAGUGUCAUCUUCAGAUUAUCAGAUCUGUUUAACCCUUGAAUGCAUGAAUGUUUCACCAAUCAGCAACUCAAAAUAUAUAUCUAAA
Molecule: messenger RNA, 1424 nt
Organism: Sinocyclocheilus anshuiensis
Lineage: Eukaryota; Metazoa; Chordata; Actinopteri; Cypriniformes; Cyprinidae
Product: alanine aminotransferase 2-like
Exons: 11
Coding region: 1-1341 (446 amino acids)
Biological process (GO): biosynthetic process
Molecular function (GO): transaminase activity; pyridoxal phosphate binding
Source: RefSeq, a predicted model, not a curated record